Puccinia graminis f. sp. tritici CRL 75-36-700-3 is the source of this 1425-nucleotide messenger RNA. RefSeq lists its product as uncharacterized. The record is from RefSeq and is a predicted model, not a curated record. The transcript is spliced from 3 exons. Bases 1 to 1425 code for a protein of 474 amino acids. Gene Ontology annotation, molecular function: hydrolase activity, hydrolyzing O-glycosyl compounds. Gene Ontology annotation, biological process: carbohydrate metabolic process. Lineage: Eukaryota; Fungi; Basidiomycota; Pucciniomycetes; Pucciniales; Pucciniaceae.
AUGGAUCUGUUCUCUUUGUUAUUGCUUCUGCAAUCCCUUUCCUCAUCUUAUGCCCAGAAUGCAGGCAAAAUCAAGCCUGAAAAGCCCGUCCCAUUCAUCGUAAAAGAGUGUGCAAGUGGAUCAAACUGCAAGGAUCUUUCUGGUGGCCUGACGAUCGAUGCCAAUUGGCGUUGGACACAUGAUAAGGAUCAGGAAGGCCAGAAAUGUUACGACGGGAGCGCCUGGACUCAAGCUUGCUCAGGCACCGGUGAAGAAUGCGCAAAAAAAUGCGUGAUCGAAGGUGCCGGAGACUAUGACGCUACAUACGGUGUCAAAGGCGAUGGAAAAGAUGGUGUGACUCUGAAAUAUGUAACCAAGAAUGACAAUGGUAAAAAUGCUGGUUCGAGGAUGUACUUCCUCGAACAGGGCGGCGAAAAGUACCACAUGUUCAAGCUGAAAAACAAGCAAUUCGAGUUUGAUGUGGAUGUGUCCAAUCUUCCUUGUGGUGUCAAUGGAGCUCUGUACUUUACGGCCAUGGAACAGGAUGGUGGAAAGUCAAAAAACCCAACCAAUGGGGCAGGGGCAAAGUAUGGCACUGGUUAUUGUGACGCGCAAUGCCCCAAAGAUAUCAAGUGGAUCAAUGGAAAAGCAAACAACAAGGGCUGGAAAGGUGAUGGAGCCAAUGUAGGAGCAGGUGAUAUGGGAGUGUGCUGUCCUGAAAUGGACAUUUGGGAAGCAAAUUCAUUUGCCCAGGCAUUCACUUCACAUACCUGCAAAUCCCUAACAGCGGCGGUAUGUACUGGUGAUCAAUGUGGAGCUACGAGUGCAAGCAGAUACAAUGGGUUUUGCGACAAGGAUGGCUGUGAUUUUGCUUCUUAUCGUUGGGGUGCUAAAGAGUUCUACGGUCAAGGCAAGAAAGUGGAUACCAGCAAGAAGUUCACAGUCGUCACCCAAUUCAUUACCAAAGGCAAUACCGAUGAUGGAGAGCUCAUCGAAGUCCGUCGAAUGUACCGUCAGAAUGGGAAUCUCAUCAAGAACGAAGCCGUCAAAGUUAAAGGACUUGAUAAACCUGCAGACUCGUUGACCGACCAAUUUUGUCAGGCGAACAAGGCUGCCACUGGAGAUCAUGACUCCUUCAAGGAUCGUGGGGGUAUGAAGGCAAUGGGAGAGGCAAUGAAGAACGGCAUGGUUCUUGUGCUGAGUAUAUGGGACGACGCAACGGCCAAGAUGCAGUGGCUUGAUGGUAUCUAUCCUCCAAAUGGCUCUGCUGACAAGUAUGGCGUGAAACGCGGACCUUGUGACCCUAAUUCCGGCGAUCCAGGACCUCUUCGGGACAGCAAACCAGAUUCCCAAGUCACAUUUUCAAACGUCAAGAUCGGUCCAAUCGACAACUCAGCUGAGAAAUCCACUCCUGCCAAACAGAAACGGUCCACCUUUUAUAUCUGA